Molecule: messenger RNA, 222 nt
Organism: Anisakis simplex (herring worm)
Lineage: Eukaryota; Metazoa; Nematoda; Chromadorea; Rhabditida; Anisakidae
Source: the annotation of a GenBank genome assembly
GUCAGUCGUUUUAUCGCGCAGAAACCGUUUGAUUGUGGUUUUGCAGAACGGGUUGGAUCAGCAAAUGAGAUGAUGCCGAAGGUUGAUAUGUCGUUGAGUGAUCCCAUCGAUAUAGCGGGUUAUGAUCGAGUGGUGAGUGAAAGGGAAAAACUGCGAAACGACAUAUUCAAUUUAGAAACACAACUGAAAUUGGCCAGUGAAAUGUCGGCGUUGAUAUUCUGA